GGUUCGCAGCAGCGCCGCAGUGCAUGCAGUCGCAUACAGCUGCCACUGAAAUGAGCAGCACCGCGGGAGCGGCAGCAUGCAGCACGGUCGCUGGGGCAUGCAGCUGCCCAAGGACACGCGCAUUGCGCCCCAGGCGGGCGGGCGCCGCCCCAACCCGCCGGUCGGUGGCGGCGGCCGGCGAGGGACGAAGCGCCAACCGGGCCAAGUGGGCCGCUAGCGACCUCGCCGGCAAUGGCGCUGCCGCUGCGGCGGCAGCCGUGCUAGAAUCGCCUGCGCAGCUGGAGCAGCAGGAGGGGCCGCAGCUUGAUGCAUCUGAGCUGGUGUGGUCUGCGGCAGACGAUGGGCGGUCUCUGUUUGCCGACAUCGACCGCCUGGUGCAUACAAACUUGAGGCGUGUGCAGCAGGCGAUGCGGCGGCACCGCAUCGGCCCCCACCACUUUGCGGGCAGCACAGGCUACGGGCAUGGCGACUUGGGCCGUGCCGCGCUGGACGAGGUGGUGGCAGAGGUGAUGGGCGCAGAGGCGGCGGCGGUGCGCAUCCAGUUUGUGUCGGGAACCCACGCCAUCAGCAGCGCGCUGUUUGGCUGCCUCAGGCCGGGCGACGAGCUGCUGGCGGUGGCAGGCAGCCCGUACGACACUCUUGAAGAAGUGAUUGGGCUGCGUGGCACGCCCAGCAUCGGCAGCCUGGCCGACUUUGGAGUGUCCUACCGCAAGCUUGACCUGGCGCCCAGCGGCAGCAUCGACUGGGAGGCGCUCGCCUCUGCUGUGCGGCCAGAAACCAAGGUGGCGCUGGUGCAGCGCUCCUGCGGCUACGCGCUGCGCCCCACGCUGGGCAUCGACGAGAUCCAGCGGGCGGUGGCGGCCAUUAAGGCGCAGAACCCGCGGGUCAUCGUAGCCGUGGACAACUGCUAUGGCGAGUUCACCGAUGACAGGGAGCCGCCCGCGGUGGGCGCCGACCUGUGCAUGGGCUCGCUGAUCAAGAACGGCGGCGGCACCAUCGUCAGCGGCGGCGGCUACGUGGCGGGGCGGGCCAACCUGGUGGAGCGGGCGCUGGCGCGCCUGACGGCGCCCGGCAUCGGCAGCGAUGCAGGCUGCGUGCCGGGGGAGACGCUGCGCCUCAUGUUCCAAGGCGAGCGACGGCAGGGAGGAGGGGGCCUGUGGCUGGCGCCCCAGAUGGUGGGCGAGGCGCUCAAGGGCGGCCGCCUGGCGGCGCAGGUGCUGGGGAGGGAGGGGUACCAGGUCACGCCCGCGCCAGGACCGUGCACCCCCUGGUCCUUCAUCACAGCCGUGGAGCUGGGCAGCAAGGAGCGCAUGGUGGCCUUCUGCCGCGCGGUGCAGCAGUGCUGCCCCAUCGGCUCGUACAUCCAGCCCGUGCCAGGCGUGACGCCAGGUUACGGUGACGAAGUCAUCUUUGCUGACGGCACCUUCAUCGACGGCUCCACCGCGGAGCUGAGCGCCGACGGGCCCAUCCGCCCGCCGUACGUGGUGUACUGCCAGGGGGGCACCCACUGGACCCACUGGGCGCAUGUGCUGGAAUCGGCGGUGACGGCGAUGCGGCAGGCAGACGCGGCGGCGGCAGCCCAGACCAACCAGGGUUGA
Messenger RNA from Chlorella variabilis, 1598 nucleotides. RefSeq lists its product as hypothetical. The transcript is spliced from 10 exons. The record is from RefSeq and is a predicted model, not a curated record. NCBI's taxonomy places the organism in Eukaryota, Viridiplantae, Chlorophyta, Trebouxiophyceae, Chlorellales, Chlorellaceae. Bases 24 to 1598 code for a protein of 524 amino acids.